Rotaria socialis is the source of this 1536-nucleotide messenger RNA. The record is from the annotation of a GenBank genome assembly. Lineage: Eukaryota; Metazoa; Rotifera; Eurotatoria; Philodinida; Philodinidae.
AUGAAGCCCAGUCAACAAGACAAAAAUGAAUUGUUGGCAUUAUUGAAAAAAGAAUACAAGACCAAUGAGGCGGAUUUGAAAUUGGUGAAUGAAUUUCAUAUGGCAUAUGAAUCGGCCACAGCGAUAUGGUGGUAUACACGUGAGUCAUUUUUGUAUCGUAUAAUGAAUAAGGCGUUGCGUGUACGAAACACGGAAUUAAUUGUUCUAUUUCGAACUGUUAUUCGAGAUAUUUACGAACAAUUGCUUGCUCAUCAAUGUCAAAAGCGCGUCACUGUAUAUCGUGGUCAGGUCUUAUCAAUAGUGGAAUAUAAAAAGUUAGAAAAAUCAUGUGGAUCAAUAAUUUCAUUGAAUUCAUUUUUAUCGACGUCAUUAAAUCGUAAAAUAGCAGAAAGAUUUGUUCAACAAAAUAUGCAUUUAUGUGCAUCGGGCGAUCAUGUAGUUGUUGUUUUCGAAAUUGACGCUGAUCCUAGUGUAGUUUGUAUGAAGAACGGCAAUAAUAGACGACCAUUUGCACAAAUUGAUGAAUUCAGUUAUUAUUGUGGAGAAGAAUCUGAAGUAUUGUUUAUGCUUGGUUCAAAUUUUCGGUUGAAUCAAGUUUCUCAUGAUCAAUCAUCAUCAUUAUCAGCUGAUGCAACAAUGUCAAUAAUCAUUCGAAUGACACUAUGUAGUGAUCAUGACAACGAUCUCAAACAACUGUAUGAUCACAUGAAGAACGAAUACAACAGAGAGGAAACGAAUCUUCUCUCUCUUGGUGAUGUGAUGCUCGAUAUGGGAAAAUUCGAUUUGGCCGGAAAGUACUAUCGUCAAUGGUUGAGCGAACUUCCAUCGAAUGAUCCCUCCAUUUAUGCGUUGUAUCAACGUCUUGGUAUGAUUGCUAAUGCGGAAGGUGAGUAUGAUGCGAGUCUCGAAUGGUACCAGAAAUCACUCGAGAUGAGGAUGCAAACUCGUCCAUCCGAUCAUGUCAAUAUUGGUAACACACACAACAGUAUCGGUACAGUUCAUCAAACGAAAGGUGAUCGUGGUCGAGCACUCGAAUCGUACAAUCAAGCCGUGUCACUCUUCAAACAAGCACACGAUGAGAAUCACCCGAAGAUGGCCUCCUUUUACAACAAUAUUGGUAACAUCUAUCAAGAGGAGAAGAAGUAUUUUGAAGCCCUUGACUUCUAUGAGAAGUCACUUGCUAUUUGGAAGAAGCAUCUACCACCGGAUCAUCCUGAUUUGGGUGCGUCGUACAACAAUAUUGGUGGGGUUCAUCAAUGUCUCGGUCAUUAUGAUCUCGCAUUGGAUCAUUACAAUCGAUCACUUAAAAUCAGAUUGAAGUCACUUCCUGCUCAACAUCCAGAUAUUGCAAGUACCUACAGAAACAUGGGUCUUGUGUAUGAAUACAAGGUUGAAUUAGAACAGGCAUUGAUAUAUAUGAAGAAGGCUCAGACAAUUUAUGAAGUAGCAUUGCCACUUAAUCAUCCUAACGUAGUAAAGAUAAAGGAUAAUGUUAAAAGAGUAGAAGAUAAAUUAAAAAUAAAAAAUAAAAAAUAA